AAUCCGCUACAGAGAGUACCAAGCCGACACAGAGGCUCGGCAGACUCAGCUGGUUCCCGUGUAUUCGCACAUGCGCAGUGCUUAUUAGCGGUGUGCUGCGUGACCUUUAACCCGACAGCAGCUGUGCAAUGGUCUGUGGUGGAGUGCACAUAUCAGAUACAUGCACUGUGGUCCAGGCUUGUCUGGGGUGGAUCUUGCUGCUACAUCAAAAGAUCAAAG
Geodia barretti is the source of this 219-nucleotide messenger RNA. The record is from the annotation of a GenBank genome assembly. NCBI's taxonomy places the organism in Eukaryota, Metazoa, Porifera, Demospongiae, Tetractinellida, Geodiidae.